AUGCUGCUGUCAUCGGUCCCAAGGCAUAUGCUCGUCCGAUGCCGAAGGGCACGCAGCCUCUCUCCGUGUCGGGUGUUAAAGACAAGUUCGGGGGAUGCUACAAGAAGCCAGACACUUCACGAUCUAGACCUGAAUCGUAACCCCAUUGUUUCCACCUCCCGUGUCUCAAGAAAGGGCAUUCUGAGUGAGGACGCAAUGCCCACAAAUGUCAGCUCGCAUAUGCAGUACCGCCAUUUGACCGCCAGAUGGAUAACGAAUCUACAGGGCAGAAGAAAUUCGUGGAAUGCUCUUGCCGCGGGAGGGCGCGCCAAUAACUAUUGGGACGAAGAGGGUAAAGGGGAGAAAAGUACUUACGGAGUUACUUCAGCUGGGGUCGUUUCAGCAGCGGCCCUUGCAUACUGUCUGAAGAAAGACUCUGAUUCAAAAGGAGACUUACUGCUGGACGCUUCUAGAAUGAAUAAUAUGCAAGAAGUUUCGAGGCUGCUGGAGGAAGGAGCCGACCCAAACUACCGCCACCGUCUGGGCUGGACGCCGCUGAUGGUGGCAGCCAUGAACCGGCAGCACAGUGUGGUUAAAGCCCUCCUGGGAGCCGGCGCUGACCCCAACCUGGGAGACAACUUCAGCAGUGUGUACGACACGUCCAGAGAGAUGGGCAUCCAUUCCCUGGAAGUGCUGGUGAUGAGGGAGGACGAGUUUAAUAACCGGCUGAGCAGCCGGGCCAGUUUCCGCGGCUGCACCGCGCUGCAUUACGCUGUCCUGGCCGACGACCUGCACAGCGCCCGCAUGCUGCUGGAGGCAGGUGCCAACCCCCUGCAGUCCAAUUCUAUGGGGCACAAGCCAGUGGCAUAUGCCAAGGAGGGAGAGCUCUACACUCUGCUGAAGGACUGGGAAGGCAAGUUCCAGGAGGCGCAGCAGCGGCGGGAGGCGGAGGAGAGGAGGCGCUUCCCGCUGGAGCGGCGGCUGCGGGAGCACAUCAUCGGCCAGGAGGGCGCCAUCAACAUCGUGGCCUCAGCCAUCCGGAGGAAGGAGAACGGCUGGUACGAUGAAGAACACCCCCUGGUCUUCCUCUUCCUGGGAUCCUCCGGAAUCGGAAAAACAGAACUGGCCAAGCAAGUGGCCCGAUACAUGUACAAGGAUGUUAAAAAGGGAUUCAUACGUGUGGACAUGUCAGAAUUUCAAGAAAAACAUGAGGUGGCAAAGUUCAUAGGCUCCCCACCAGGGUAUGUGGGUCAUGAGGAGGGGGGUCAGCUGACCAAGCAGCUGAAGCAGUGCCCCAAUGCAGUGGUGCUGUUUGAUGAGGUGGACAAGGCUCACCCUGAUGUGCUCACCAUAAUGCUGCAGCUCUUUGAUGAGGGGAGACUCACAGACGGGAAGGGCAAGACCAUCGAGUGCAAAGACGCCAUCUUCAUCAUGACGUCCAACGUGGCCAGCGAUGAAAUUGCCCAGCAUGCACUGCAGCUCCGCGAGGAGGCGCAGGAGCUGAGCCGGAGACGACUGGCGGAGAACCUGAACGAGGUGCAGAAAAGUGAUAAGAUCACCAUACCCAAGCAAUUCAAGGACGACGUAAUCCGGCCCAUUCUAAAGGCUCAGUUCAGGAGGGACGAGUUUCUCGGACGGAUCAACGAGAUUGUUUACUUCCUGCCUUUUUGUCACUCUGAGCUCAUCCAGCUGGUGAGCAAGGAGCUAAACUUCUGGGCCAAGAAGGCUAAGCUGAGGCACAACAUCACCCUUCUGUGGGACAGUCCUGUGCUGGACCUCCUUGCCAAAGGUUACAACCUGCACUACGGAGCGCGCUCCAUCAAACACGAGGUGGAGCGGCGUGUGGUAAAUCAGCUGGCUGCAGCUUACGAGCAGGAGCUGCUCCCUAAGGGGUGCACCCUGCGCCUCUCUGUGGACGGGGGGGCUGAAGUCGAGGGCCAGGAUGGCCAGGGGGGGCCCAGCCUGCGCUUGGACAUAGUGGGAGCGGACAGCUCGUCCCGAAAGCUGGACAUUCGGCCCCCGCUGAACCCGGAAGAGAUGGCGUACUUUCACUGAGCUCAUGGAGUGCACCGCGAGUGGGGCGUUCCCACAGGCCCAACAGCCUCUGAUGCACCUCAGCGUGUCCUGCCUUCUACAGGACAGUAACACACACAGUGUUAGUUGCCGUUUUUACAAAGGAAGGCAGGACCGAAGAGCCUCUCUCUCACACACACACACACACACACACGCACACACUACAUGCAUAAACACGUUCAUCAGUGGCUGGCAUGUCCCAUCUCAGUGUAGUGUCACCAGUGGAGACUGUCCAUCAUCUCUGAUGCCAUGUAACCAGUGUCUGGAGAAACAAAUUGAACAGAAUAAUAAUUGUUGUGCUUUGGUGUGUAGAGAAAGUAGAAAUGUGUGUAUAUAUAUUAUAUAGACAUACAGUAUCUAGAAGUGAAAAUUGAAUGCAGUAGUAUUAGUGUCAUUAGCCUCAGAGGAGCUAAAGCUAAUGUUGUAUGGAGUUACAGCAGAUUUUGUCUACACACCAGUAGUACUGACCAAUGAUGAAGAAGAUAUAUAUAUAGUUUAUGUAACGUAGUUCCUGGAGGAUAAAUACUUGAGUAAAAUAUUUGCUUACUUCUGUGUCUAAUAAAUGCUAUAAAAUUAUACAGCUAUAUUUGUGUUGUGCAUUGAGAUGUACAUACAAUAAAAGUGUAAACAAGAUAUAAUGUAAAAGUACAGAUAAUUAUACUUGUGCACUUAAAUGUGCUCUUUGCAUGUUAAGCAUGAAAAAAAAUCCAUGUUGUAGAAAUAUCCAUCCACAAAUAAAAUUGUCAAAUAAACCACCUGAGAUACUGAAGAUG
Anguilla anguilla (European eel) is the source of this 2825-nucleotide messenger RNA. It is a transcript of the gene clpb, whose product is annotated as caseinolytic mitochondrial matrix peptidase chaperone subunit B. Gene Ontology annotation, cellular component: mitochondrion; cytoplasm. The record is from RefSeq and is a predicted model, not a curated record. Gene Ontology annotation, biological process: cellular response to heat. Lineage: Eukaryota; Metazoa; Chordata; Actinopteri; Anguilliformes; Anguillidae. The transcript is spliced from 16 exons. Gene Ontology annotation, molecular function: protein binding; ATP binding; ATP hydrolysis activity. Bases 1 to 2034 code for a protein of 677 amino acids.